GAGUCUCCCUCCCUGCCUCCUCCCUCCCUCUCGGUCUCUGGGUCUCUCCCAAGUCGAAAACCCGCACUUCUCGCCCAGGUGUGACAUUUUUGGAGUGCCUCGCUGGAACCGCAACCCGCCGAGAAGAUGACGGACUCCACACCGCCAGGCUCCACCGCCGUCCCGGACCCGGCUGUGGUAGUGGACCCUCCGGUGGUGAACGGCCAGUGCGAGCAGGCGGACUCCCAGCAGCAGCAGCAGCAGCAGCCCGGCACAGAAAGUCAGGGAGAGGGUUUCAAGAUGGACCAGGAGAUGAAGAUAACUGACAGCAUAGAGGACCGAGGUCUUCUGGAAAGCAGCAUGCGCCUGAAGCCUCACGAAGCACAGAGUUAUCGCAAGAAAGCUCUGUGGGUGUCCUGGGUGUCCAUAGCGGUCACCAUCGUCCUGGCCAUCGCCGCUUUCACUGUUUCCAUUAUGCGCCACAGCGCCUCAGCUUUUGGAUUUGCUUUCGAUGCCACGCUGGAUGUGCUGUCCUCUGUCAUCGUGCUGUGGCGGUACAGCAACGCUGCAGCUGUCCACUCAGCCCACCGCGAAUACAUAGCCUGUGUUAUCCUGGGGGUGAUUUUCAUCCUGUCCUCCCUGUGCAUUCUGGGUAAGGCCAUCCACGACCUGGCCACCAAGCUGCUCCCCGAAGUGGACGGGUUCCUGUUCAGCGUGUCCAUCGUCAGCGGCUUGGUGUGCAUCAUCCUGGCUGUGAUCAAGUUCAUGCUCGGCAAAGUGCUCACGAGCCGAGCCCUCAUCACUGAUGGAUUCAACUCCCUGGUGGGGGGAAUCAUGGGGUUCUCCAUCCUCAUCAGCGCAGAAGUGUUCAAGCAUGAACCCAAGGUGUGGUACCUGGACGGGACAAUAGGCGUCCUCAUAGGUCUCAUCAUCCUCGCUUAUGGAGUCAAGCUGCUGCUGGACAUGGUCCCACGGGUCCGUCAGACCAGGAACUACGAGCGCUUUGAGUGACGGAGCACGAAGGAAAGGCGGGGACGGUUUGGGAGGGACGGACGGGGGCUGACUGACGGGAGAGGGACGGAAGUUACAGUC
Chelmon rostratus (copperband butterflyfish) is the source of this 1071-nucleotide messenger RNA. Its product is annotated as transmembrane protein 163-like. NCBI's taxonomy places the organism in Eukaryota, Metazoa, Chordata, Actinopteri, Chaetodontiformes, Chaetodontidae. Gene Ontology annotation, cellular component: synaptic vesicle membrane. The transcript has 8 exons. The record is from RefSeq and is a predicted model, not a curated record. The coding region runs from base 127 to 990 and encodes 287 amino acids. Gene Ontology annotation, molecular function: zinc ion binding.